Molecule: messenger RNA, 318 nt
Organism: Penicillium taxi
Lineage: Eukaryota; Fungi; Ascomycota; Eurotiomycetes; Eurotiales; Aspergillaceae
Product: ankyrin repeat domain-containing protein
Exons: 1
Coding region: 1-318 (105 amino acids)
Molecular function (GO): protein binding
Source: RefSeq, a predicted model, not a curated record
AUGCUGCUAAAGCAAGGAGCAAAUAUCAACGCCCAGAGUGGAGUCUACGGAAGUGCCCUCCGCGCUGCUUGUGCUAAAAGACAUGACAAGGUCGCACAGAUGCUGCUAGAGCGAGGAGCCGAUGUCAAUGACCAGAAUAGAUUCUAUGAAAAUGCACUUCAGGCUGCUUAUCGGAGAGGAUACCAUAAUACAGUACAAAUUCUCCAGGAACAACAAUGUGCUGAUCAAUCGACGUUCUAUCCUCCCCCUUACCAUGCUGAAAUCAAAUCUUCAAAGUCGCUCGCUCUCGAUUAUUUUUCUCUCUUAGAAGUGGUAUAA